UCAUCCUUCCCCAAAGUUUGCCUCUACAGUAAAUUAAGUCAUAUCUCUUUGACUGCUAUAACUUUUACCACUAUUUCCUCCUUCCUUCUGUAGAACUGUACUUACUCCUGGAUUACACUUCACCCACACAUGUUCAAACACACGCACAGACACACACGUGCACACAAAUUCCUUUCCCCUGAAAUAAAUAGAAAAUGUAAAGAAGUUGCUUCAAGGACAGCAUAAAGCUGUUCUCACCUCUCCCAGACGGGGUGUGUCAAGGCUUUUGUCCGUCUGAUGCCGUAUUAAAUAUCAGAGUUAAAAGGAGGAGUGGGGGGUUGUACGUGAGUGUGUGCGUGCGUGCAAAAGUCUCCAGGUUUUUUGUUCUUAAGGGAGAAAGAAUGUUGGCACAAAGCUAGCCACCAGGGGAGAAGGUCGGAGUGCUCAAGUGCUGCUCCAGGUUUGUUUCAUUUCAUUUGCUCUGUAAUGAGUCUUGUUACUGCUGUGAGAGGCAGAGAGAUCUGACUGCGGAGUUCAUAGUUAAGCCACAGGGAGGGAGGAAAGGAGGGAAGGAGGGAGCACGGGAGGGAGAGAGAAAGAGAGGCAAAGAAGCAGAGAAAAACAUACAAGCCAACAAGCCCUCACUUGAAACCCUCUUAACGUUUUGGAAGCGAGAAAAGUGACAAACUUUUUCACUCCUUCCUUUAUCCCUUUUCUUCUGUUCCUUCUCCUCUUCCUCCUCCUCCUCACUGCCCCACACCCUUCUCAAAUGAACCCUCUCGUUUUUGAGCACGGAAAAGAAACUGAGGCAGAGAGCUUGCAAGAGGUCUGAAAAAGUUGGCUGUCCCUGUCCAUGACUGUGCGUCUGUGUGUCUGCUGGAGUGUGUAUGCCUCUCAGGGAGUGUAUGUGCCUCGGUGAGUGUGUGUGUGUGUGUGUGUGUGUGUGUGUGUGUGCGCGCUCCUGGGUCUGUGUGGGAAUGAUUACAUCAGCCUGCUGCAGCCUUAUGAUUGGUUGGUGAGCGUGUGGUUUGAUUCAGUGUGCCUCAGAGCCUGUGGCUGAGGCUGUAACCCUUUGUGAGGGGGAGAGAGAGAGAGAGAGAGAAAGAGAGAGAGAGAGAGAAAGAGAGAGAGAGAGAGGGAGGGAGGGAGAGGAAAGAUAGUUGUCAGACUCAACCGGCACUGGAAGCACUGUACUGUACCUGCUGCCAUCUGAUCGCUGACUGUCUCUGUGUCUCUGUCCUGUGAGCUGCACAGACACCAGCUUUAGGUCACACAGACAGUUCUUCUUCUUUUUUUGUAGACAGGGCCAGCGGCCUAGAUAGACUGAAGACUAGACUCUAGGCUAUGUGACAGGUAGCACAACCGCAGCUAUCAACUGUUGGCUUUCAAAUUUUUAUCUCUCUUUCUGGAGGAGACAAGGCGACAGAACAGCAAGAUUUUCUGUCUUAGUGACUGUGUGUGAGUGAGUGAGUGUGUGUGUGAGUGUGUGGGGAGCCAGGUUCAGUCCAAAAAUGCCUUCGUGUUCCCCGGACUGCUGCCUACUGCGGGCCGUAGAGAUUGUGAAGAUCUUCAGUGAAGAUGGCAUGGGUAAAGUGGUGGAGAUCCCAGCCGACAUGACAGCCAGGGACCUGUGCCAGCUCCUGGUUUAUAAAAGCCAUUGUGUAGAUGACAACAGUUGGGCACUUGUUGAACACCACCCACUGCUAGGGCUAGAGCGCUGUCUAGAAGACCAUGAGCUGGUGGUUCAGGUCCAGGCCUCCAUGAACAGUGACAGUAGAUUCCUCUUCAGGAAGAACUAUGCCAAAUAUGAAUUCUUCAGAAACCCGCUGACGUUUUUCCCGGAGCACAUGGUUGCAUGGUGCCAGGAAACCAAUCGUACGAUUCCACCAUCUCAGCUCCUUCAGAACUUCCUAGCGACCAGUAGCUGUCCAGAGAUCCAGGGGUAUCUUUAUGUGAAGGAGGUGGGGAGGAAGUCGUGGAAGAAAGUUUACAUGUUCCUGCGGCGCUCAGGACUCUACUGUUCUACAAAAGGAACCUCAAAGGAGCCCAGACAUCUACAGUUACUAGCAGACCUAGAAGACAGCAACAUCUUCACUGUCAUCACAGGCAAAAAGCAGCAUGGUGCGCCCACAGACUUUGGGUUCUGUAUCAAGCCCAAUAAAUGUCGAGGAGAGCUGAAGGAGUUGAGGAUGCUGUGUGCUGAGGAUGAACAGGGCAGGACCUGUUGGAUGACUGCCUUCCGACUCUUUAAGUACGGGAUUGUAUUGUACCAGAAUUACAAGAUUCCUCAACAAAGAAAAACCUUAAUUUCACAUUUCUCAGCACCUGUGCGGAGUGUAUCAGAGAACUCCCUUGUGGCAAUGGAUUUCUCAGGGAGGAUAGGCAGGGUGAUUGACAACCCUGUGGAAGCUCAGAGUGCUGCCAUGGAGGAGGGACACGCAUGGAGGAAGAGGAGUCAACGAAUGAACAUACUAGGCUCCCACAGUCCACUACACCACUCCUCACUAAGCUCAGUUAUCCACAUAGCUCAGCUGUGGUUCCACGGUAGGAUAUCUAGAGAAGAAUCCCAUCGUAUUAUCCACCAGCAGGGACAAGUAGAUGGGUUGUUUCUGCUCAGAGUCAGUCAGAGUAACCCCAAGGCAUUUGUGCUCACAUUGUGCCAUCACCAGAAAAUCAAACAUUUCCAGAUACUUCCGUGUGAAGAGGAUGGCCAAGUCUUCUUCAGCCUUGACGACGGCGCCACCAAAUUCACCGACUUGAUUCAGCUGGUGGAGUUCUACCAGCUCAACAGAGGAGUGCUGCCUUGUAAACUCAAACACCCAUGCACCGUCGUGGCCUUAUGACAUCUUCGGAUCAUCUGACCCCAUGACCCCCUCUAUCACUUGACCUGACUCUGCCUAAAACAAACAAAACAAAAAGAAUCUUUCUGUCAGGUGGUUCUUUUGUUUUUAUCUUUAUAAGAAGCUGGUGAAUUGACUGAUGUUUCAUUGUCGUUGUUUUAUAUUGUCAUAAGUCCGCCACAGACUGCUGACUUGUUGGAUCUCUUUUAGUUUGCAUGGAUGUUUGAGGAGUCGGAUGCACAAUUUGCUCACAAGGUUCCUCAGUCGAGAACAGAGAACAUAAAGGAAAUGAACACUGCCAUUUGUGUCGUAAAAUCUUCUACAAUCUUGCUAUCCACAGUCAUCGAUAAGCUUGUACCCAAACUGCUUCAAGGUUUAAUCUUACAGUUCAAGUGUAGACUGUAUUCCCUUCAACAGGACAAUCACGCAAGACAACUCAAGCUAUCGUUUGGACCACUCUGCUCCCUGAGAACAAACAGCAGUCUCAUUGAAACUUUUCAUCACGUCCUCAAAGAAUAUACCGUAGAUGGAGAGGUGAUUGUUUUGCACUCAUCAGACUGGGAGUGGCCUUUGACAGUGCAUGACCUCUCCGCUUUUGCAUUACUUUACUGUGAGAUGGUACCACCGCCCUCUAGUGUCAUAGGCAUGCACAAAGGACAUGUCAAAAUUCAACAUGGAUGAGAUUUGGAGGCACCAGAAAGAGUGUUGAUGUUGAACUGCCCUGGAGAAAAAGGCUGAGGAAAAAAUCUGAAACUAUUGGAAUGGAGUUUUUUUUUUUUUUUUUUUUUUUUUCCUUUCAUAGUGGACAGUACAAAGUCUGCAUUGUCCACAAAUUAAUUCGCUCAUCUCCGACAACACAGGGUUUUUCUUAUUGAUACAUUCAUUGCAGUUAAGUAUUGUUAUCAAUAUUCUCUAUAAGAAUUUUGUUUAAAGUCCAUUUUUUUGCAUUCUAGAUAUUUGCAACUCUUCAUUAUUUACCUAAGCUACAAUAGGGUCAUUCUGUACUUGUUAUUCUGUUGCACGCUGCAGGCAGUCCCUGAAAGUAUUUUCCAGGCUAUUUCCGGAAAAACGAAAAAGCAUGAAUCAAAUCAUGGUUUCAUUUAGGGUAAAAUUACAAGUAACAAAGCUAGAAGAAUUGUAACCAGGUAGACAGUUUUGCAAAUGCAGCCACAUGCGGGAGUUUCAUCAUUUUUUUUUCACUGCUGGCAAAUGCAGACAUAAAGUUACCUGUCACAUAAGAGAAAGUGGGACAAUGGAGAGCAUCAGUUUUUUAAUUUUUAUUAAUUAAUUUUUUUUUUUUUUGUCUGAUUCUCCUCGCCUCGGCACAGGGAAGGAUAACCACUAGCAUCUCCUUCAGGAGUUUUACUCACAUAACUGUAAGCAAAUCAAAAGAAACACAAUCUGUAUUACUCUUUGCCAAACAAAAACUACUUCAGCCCAGAGAUACAGUGGAUCCUGUGGGCAACAUCUGUCCUGGGUCUCGACCCUCUUUUCAACAUAUCUUCCAGCAAACCACCUCCUGCCUGCUGGAAGUCAGCGAGAUGGUGUCAAACAUAAUUGUGGCUUGGAACAUGUUUUAGUGUGCUCUUGACUCCACACUGAUAGUAGACUCUGUGCAUUACAUUCCGCAUACUGCAGCCUUUUUCUGCCUGUGAACAAACAGUAUCACAUACAUAUACACCUACUGCCUACUGCACACCACCUAUCUAUGAAUUCAGACAGACUGGUUAGCGGCUGCUACAGUGUGGAAAAUAAUGCGUAAGGAGAGAAUUUUGUCACAUAUGAAAACAUUGAAAACAAAUGGUAGCUGCCUCUCAUCUCCUCUCUCUGCCCAUCUCACCCUGUCUGGAUUAAGUUAAAAUACUCAGCUUUGUAGAAGCAACAUAAAACUGGAAAUUUUAGUGCUCAGACUUCAGACUGCAAAAAUCUCACAUGUUUUAACCCAUGUCCCAUGUACAGAUUUGCCCUCAGUACAUGUAGGGUUUUUGAAUGACGAGAAGAGAGGGCAUACAACUUAUCAAGUUAGUUUGAGAACACUGGAUAUGCCCACCUUUUGUCCCAGACAGUGCAAUUUAAGCAAAAGUCAAUCGGUUUUCUUCUGCAAGCCAAGGUCAGUCAAUCCUGCAAAGAUAUUUAAAUCAAUUGUUUUAGCCAAGUGGAGCUCCUGUAAUUAACUACAAUGAAAAGAUGAUUUUUGCGGGGUGUCUCUAGCUAACCUGGAUCCAAUUUCUUUCUAAAUAGAUAGGGCUUUUUUGUGACACUGAUUGAUCAUGUCUGGCAGAAUGGAACUAAAUGGAGGACACAUAAAUGGUAAAACCCAGUCAUCUCAAAUUCUUCAGACAUAUUGACAUAUGCUUGGAUGGAUUUCUGCUAAUAUUCAAACUAAGCUUGGUUUGUCAUUCACACAAGUCACUCUCAGUACCACAAAUGGCAGGGUUUUUUUGUGUCUCCACCCAAAACACUCACUUGAAAAAAAAAAAAAAUUUUUUGGUUUGUGUAGGCCACCAGCCAGCAGAUUAUUACUAGAAAUCUGUUUGUAUUUACCAACAUCAACAGCCAUCUUUUACAUACCUGCAGGUUGUUUUAAGGUAUAUGGAAUAUCUGAGAUGCAGAAUAGCCGCACUAUGACACUCACUCGCAUGGUCACCAUUAUUUAUCUAAGAUGCAAUGACUCAAUCAUUUUUUAAAGUAUUGUUGCAGCAAAAUGUAUUUAUUUAUCUGGAUGUGACUGAUUACUUGAAAAUUUUAGAUUUCUUUUUCUCAGCGCUGUUCUGUAUUGUUUUCUUUUGUCAUUACCAUGAAAUGAUUGACCAAUGUGAUUUAUAAUUAUAAUUAUUAUUACUAUUAUUAUUAUUACUGUAAUGACAUAGCAUCUAUUGAGUUUUUUUUUUUUCUUUUUAGUUUUGAUUAUUCAAAAAUAAUUUUUGUCAUCAUCAACACUUGUCAUGAAGUGAUGUUUUAAAGCACACUGGCAUCCAUAAUGUUAACAUUGUCAUUCCAAUAGAUGGCAUGUGGAAUGUUGUGAGAUAGAAAACAAACAAACAAAAAACAGAGUUUCCCAAAGCAUUAGUCACUAAGAUUUUCAUACCUUUUUUAAUUAUUGUUCUUAUUUCCUCCCCGAUCUGUAAAAAUAUCUCAUUAGAAUUCCAACACUUUUAUGUUAAAAACCUUCAAGUUUUCUUCUCAUCACUGUCUUGUGGUGACCCAAACUAGAAAAAAUAGAUAUGAAUUCAAGUAAAAUGUUUUGGGAAACCGGGUCAAGUAUGUCUCAAUGUCCUCAUAAUUCACUUUUUAAAUGCCUUUCUUUGAAGAAAAAAUUGUAGUAAUCUAGUUGUAGAAAAAAAACUUUGCAUUCAAGUUAAAACUUUUCAAUGAAAAUGCUUAGAGUAGAUAUAAUUGAAGAAAUGCAUAACAAUAAUCCUUCCCACACUUAUAAUAAUAAGACACUGACACAAAUUCCUCCAUGUUAAUUUAUACCCUUUAAACUGCAGUGAACAGUGAACUAAGCAUACCAUUACCAAACCAUACCAGAGCAACAUUGUUAGAUGGGUUACAGUAUUGAUCUGAGAAAGAAACUUAAAUCAGUAGGUAGAUUUAUCAUUUGCAUGAACGUGGAUUUUAAGUUUAUUGUGUAGGGGUAUCUGAUAUGUUGGUAUUUGGGGGAAUAUGGAUUAUAACAAUACAUAAAUUCUUUCGUAGUUGCUGAAAGUCAUCUUAAGCUACUAGGACCUCACUGAAAUGUUGAUGUUAGUGAUUUCUAAGUACUAAUCUAAGUCCCCUGAUAUUCAGAUUCAGUCUACCCACUUUGCUCUCAUCCUCAAAUUCCCUGUAUCACAUUUUCAUUUCUGACUGAUAUGAAUGGUAGCAGAUGUUAAUGCAAAAGGCAGGUCAGGUAGCAUUGCAAGCUGGAGUUAGUACAGAAAAGGCAGAAAGUAAAUUCAGUUAGUGAACACAUGGACAAAUAAAUCAGGGGAUUUGAAUAUCCACAUUUUUACACUUAACAGAGAUGAAUGUAACUGGGUUGCUCAGGGUUGAUUUGGAGCAUAUUAAAAACUACUGGUCCAUCAGAUCUCUAGGACUUUUAUGUACAGGAUGAUGAUGAUUUGUGAAUAUUUUAGUUGGAUUAAGCCAGGAGUUGUCAUCUUUUCUCUAUUAUGUGCACCACCCAUCUGCUAGUUAUGAUUACUUGAAAAUAUCCUUGCAAUUGAGUAGGUCCAGUACUAUUUAAAGAGUACAUUUAGUUUAACAGUGUUUUUAAUACUAUUGUUUAAGAUGUUCAUUAAAAAAGCCUAAAAUACUUGCCUGGCUACCUGAGCUGAUCUAAAGCCCCACCUGACAAUGUUACCUAUUCAGCUCACACACCUGGGCUGAACAACAGCUGAACAAUUCGUAAAACACCCUCAAUUUUCAUCCUAUCAGUUCUAGAACUAAGAAGAAAUUAUAAUCUAAUUUGAUUCAUUUUAUUAUAUUACGCUGUGUCUUACGGAGAUGAUCAAGUACAAACUCAGAGCUUACAAAUAAAAUAACUGACAGCACAGUGUCAGUUUUGGUAGCCAGGUAACUUGUAAACACAGAUGGUGCCUCUGAUGACUCCUCUUUCUCUUCAUAAACCAGACCUAACAUUUGGGCCGAAUGGCAUGACAAAGCCACCCUUCAGAGGGAACCAUUCACACUCAAAAACCUUGCACGUUUUACAAGUAUUCAAUGAAUGCAAUUCCUCAACAGAAAACGGCACUCUAAAAGAUUCUGGUGAAAGGUGAUUGAGAAUGAAUGAAAUUUUUCAGAUGCAGUUUCAGUUUACUUUUUGAAUUGAAAGUGAAUUGACCCCAAUCCCUGAUGGAUUGAUCAAUUAUCAUCUUGGCUCUUGUUCACCUUCAUAACAUUGUCACAAUGCAAGAUACCAUGGCUGUACAAAUGAGUAAAGUAAAAAUAUAUCUAUAUAUAAAAAUAUAAACUAUUAUGUAUUUCAGGGAAUGCAAAAAAGAAAACAGUAACUUAUCUCUUUUUUAUAAGAGAGAGCUCCUGUAUUCAUAAUGUGCUUUGCUUCAAUCUGUAAAUAGUUGAAUGGCUUAUAAAUCUUAAUUGUAACCUUUUCAGGUAUUUUUGUACAAAUAAGGGACUGAUAUAUUCUGUUUAUUGUAAUUAGAAUAAAACAUUAAUACAUUGAUAUAAAAACAUA
Messenger RNA from Lates calcarifer (barramundi perch), 7998 nucleotides. RefSeq names its product growth factor receptor-bound protein 10b (gene grb10b). The coding region runs from base 1491 to 2822 and encodes 443 amino acids. The record is from RefSeq and is a predicted model, not a curated record. Gene Ontology annotation, biological process: negative regulation of insulin receptor signaling pathway; negative regulation of Wnt signaling pathway; insulin receptor signaling pathway. NCBI's taxonomy places the organism in Eukaryota, Metazoa, Chordata, Actinopteri, Centropomidae. The transcript has 13 exons. Gene Ontology annotation, molecular function: insulin receptor binding.